Molecule: messenger RNA, 1674 nt
Organism: Caenorhabditis bovis
Lineage: Eukaryota; Metazoa; Nematoda; Chromadorea; Rhabditida; Rhabditidae
Source: the annotation of a GenBank genome assembly
AUGGGCAAUUGGCUGACGACGGCGUUGCUGCGAUUCGAGAUUUACUGGUUUCCGCCGAGGCAUAAAUACAUUGGAGGAAUAGAUAUCGAGAAUCAGCGAACGUUUGUGGCGACGGUUGCCGCAAGAAUUGCGCAUUUGCCGAGAAUGACCGAGGAUCGACAUUCGAAAAGCGAUGAUGAUACGGAUUUCUCCGACGACGAUGAAUGCCCCCAAAUGAGCGCCGCCGAAGAGCAGAAGAUGUUCGAGCGCGAACGGCAAAUCGCAUUUCGCGGCCGAUUGACGAUUGGCAAUCAAGAGAGUGUUGAUGACCUCCGAGAGGAUAUUGAUAUGAGAUGCGGGUGUGGGCCGUCGACGAGUUUAUUCAAAUUAUGCGAGGCACGUGAAAUCGGCGCCAAAGGCCGUCACACGCUAAAUGCACGAAAUCAAGCGGCGCUUGUUAAUCGAUAUAUGCCGAAUCGGCGAAAAAUUGUUGAUAGCUUGAAAAACACGAAAUCGUUUUGCUGCCAAUAUGCCGACAAUGGACGGCAGCUGGUGGUGGCGAGUCAAGACGAGAAAAUCCGAUUCUAUCAUCGCGCAAUGAAACCGCCGUAUCACUCGCGGUUUGUGCAAUUCAAAGAGCUUCAGGUGACUGCUUGCAGUUGGUCAAUUCUCGAUGUUGCCAUAAAUGAUCGAGCCGAUUUGCUAUGCUACUCGACAUGGAGGAAUGCGGUGUUUUUGGCAGCAAUGAAUGAUCGUGAAAUGCAGAACGGACAGAACGCGAUUUGGCACCAAAUCGAUCUCGGCGACACGGAGCACAAUGUGGCCGUGUUCUCGCUGAAAUUCUCCGAUGACAAUCGUCAGGUCGUCUGCGGCUCGUCGACAUACUGUAUCAGUCUGAUCGACGUUGAGCGACGGAUUCCGAUUCAGACCAUCGACAGCGCUCAUGAGGACGACGUGAAUAGCGUUUGUUUUGCCGAUGAGUCGUCGAAUUUGAUCUACAGCGGCGGUGAUGACGGUCUCGUCAAGGUUUGGGAUCGUCGAGCUUGGAAUGAUGGCGACAUGGAUCCGGUGGGAGUAUUUGCUGGCCAUCGAGACGGCGUCACCUACAUCGAUUCGAGGCGGGAUGAUCGAUAUCUUCUGUCGAACGCCAAAGAUCAAACCAUCAAAGUCUGGGAUUUGCGGCAUUUCUCGUCGCAACGCGGAAUUGAAGGUACACGUCAAUGUGUUCAGAAACAAGAUUGGGACUAUCGAUGGCAUCCGGCGCCGCCGGGACUCUGCGAGCCCGUCGACGGCGACUCAUCGGUGAUGACGCUUCGCGGACACAGUGUUCUUCAUACGUUGGUGCGCGCGAAAUUCUCGCCGGAACGCACCGGACACAAAUAUAUCUAUACGGGUUGCGCGAGAGGUGAAAUUGUCGUGUACGAUAUGCUGACGGGAAGUGUGUCGAGUCGGCUGAAAGGCCAUAUGUCGGUGGUGCGAGAUGUUGAUUGGCAUCCGUGCGAUAAUGAGAUCGCCUCUUGUGGAUGGGACAGCAAAACGUGCGUUUGGCAGUAUGACGAACGCGCCGAGAGAAUCACCGCGCCGUACGAUGGCGCCCAAUUUGGCGAUGAUGACUCGUGCGAUGAGAACUAUGAGAAGAUCACGCGGACGAAAGCGUCGACGCGAAAGCGGCAAUCGCCUUUAAGGAAAUUAUGA